Molecule: messenger RNA, 1652 nt
Organism: Parus major (Great Tit)
Lineage: Eukaryota; Metazoa; Chordata; Aves; Passeriformes; Paridae
Exons: 2
Coding region: 240-1652 (470 amino acids)
Source: RefSeq, a predicted model, not a curated record
AGGUGACACCUGGGGGACACCUGAGUGACAUCAGGGUCACUGUGCCAGGUCCAGGUGACAGCCGUGUCACUGUCCCAGUGUCCGUGUGUGGGUGUCACAGCCGGGUGACAGCCGUGUCACUGUUCCCGUGUCUGGGUGUCACUGUUCCUGUGUCACUGUUCCCAUGUCCGGGUGUCACUGUUCCCGUGUCCGCGUGUCACAGCCGUGUCACUGUCCCAGCUCCGUGUGUCACUGUUCCCAUGUCCGGGUGUCACAGCCGUGUCACUGGUCCCAUGUCUGGGUGUCACUGUUCCCGUGUCCGGGUGUCACUGUUCCUGUGUCACCGUUCCUGUGUCACUGUUCCCAUGUCCGGGUGUCACUGUUCCGGUGUCACUGUUCCCGUGUCCGGGUGUCACUGUUCCUGUGUCCGCGUGUCACAGCAUUGUCACUGUUCCGGUGUCACUGUUCCUGUGUCACUGUUCCCGUGUCAGGGUGUCACUGUUCCAGUGUCACUGUUCCUGUGUCACUGUUCCCGUGUCCGGGUGUCACAGCCGUGUCUGGGUGUCACUGUUCCGGUGUCACUGUCCCUGUGUCCGGGUGUCACUGUUCCGAUGUCACUGUUCCGGUGUCACUGUCCCCGUGUCCGGGUGUCACUGUUCCUGUGUCACUGUUCCCGUGUCCGGGUGUCACAGCCGUGUCCAGGUGUCACUGUUCCUGUGUCACUGUUCCCGUGUCCGGGUGUCAUUGUUCCAGUGUCACUGUUCCUGUGUCACUGUUCCUGUGUCCGCGUGUCACAGCCGUGUCCGGGUGUCACUGUUCCGGUGUCACUGUUCCUGUGUCACUGUUCCUGUGUCCGGGUGUCAUUGUUCCAGUGUCACUGUUCCGGUGUCACUGUCCCCGUGUCCGGGUGUCGCAGCCGUGUCCGGGUGUCACUGUUCCUGUGUCACUGUUCCUGUGUCACUGUUCCCGUGUCCGGGUGUCACUGUUCCAGUGUCACUGUUCCUGUGUCACUGUUCCCGUGUCCGGGUGUCAUUGUUCCAGUGUCACUGUUCCUGUGUCACUGUUCCUGUGUCCACGUGUCACAGCCGUGUCCGGGUGUCACUGUUCCAGUGUCACUGUUCCCGUGUCCGGGUGUCACAGCCGUGCCCGGGUGUCACUGUUCCGGUGUCACUGUCCCCGUGUCUGGGUGUCACUGUUCCGGUGUCACUGUCCCUGUGUCCGGGUGUCCCUGUUCCGAUGUCACUGUUCCGGUGUCACAGCCGUGUCCGGGUGUCACUGUUCCGGUGUCACUGUUCCGGUGUCACUGUUCCCGUGUCCGGGUGUCACUGUUCUGGUGUCACUGUUCCUGUGUCCACGUGUCACAGCCGUGUCCGGGUGUCACAGCCGUGUCCGGGUGUCACUGUUCCUGUGUCACUGUUCCCGUGUCCGGGUGUCCCUGUUCCGAUGUCACUGUUCCGGUGUCACAGCCGUGUCCAGGUGUCACAGCCGUGUCCAGGUGUCACUGUCCCCGUGUCCGGGUGUCACCGUUCCUGUGUCACUGUUCCUGUGUCCGGGUGUCAUUGUUCCAGUGUCACUGUUCCUGUGUCACUGUUCCUGUGUCCGGGUGUCACUGUUCUGGUGUCACUGACAUCACCCAAAUGACAUCACUGCCCAAUGACAUCACUGUCCAAUGA